Messenger RNA from Gekko japonicus, 3455 nucleotides. It is a transcript of the gene NEK4, whose product is annotated as NIMA related kinase 4. The record is from RefSeq and is a predicted model, not a curated record. The transcript has 16 exons. Gene Ontology annotation, biological process: protein phosphorylation. Gene Ontology annotation, molecular function: ATP binding; protein kinase activity. The coding region runs from base 105 to 2396 and encodes 763 amino acids. Lineage: Eukaryota; Metazoa; Chordata; Lepidosauria; Squamata; Gekkonidae.
AGAUCUCUAUGGCAUCGGCGGUAGCGUCGUUGCGGUUGGCCGACGGGGGCUAUUGUAGCCCCCUCGGGUAUUAGCGGGCUGUUUGAUUGCGGGCCGUUUUGAGGAUGCCCCUUGGCGAGUACGCCUUCGUGCGGGUCGCGGGCAAAGGCAGCUACGGGGAAGUGAGCCUAGUGCGACACCGGCGCGACAAUAAACAGUUUGUUAUUAAAAAGCUGAACCUUAAACAUGCAUCCAGCCGUGAGAGGAAAGCAGCAGAGCAAGAAGCCCAGCUGUUGUCUCAGCUAAAACAUCCCAAUAUCGUCACCUACAGGGAGUCCUGGGAAGGGGAAGAUGCCCUUCUCUAUAUUGUUAUGGGCUUCUGUGAAGGAGGGGACCUGUAUCAUAAGCUGAAAGAACAGAAAGGAAAACUUUUGCAAGAGAAUCAGGUGGUGGAAUGGUUUGUUCAGAUUGCUAUGGCGUUGCAGUAUUUGCAUGAAAAGCACAUUCUACACAGAGAUCUCAAAACUCAAAAUGUUUUCCUGACACGUUCAAAUAUCAUCAAAGUGGGAGAUCUGGGAAUAGCUAGAGUGUUGGAAAAUAAGUACGACAUGGCCAGUACUCUCAUAGGCACACCGUACUAUAUGAGCCCUGAGCUGUUCUCAAACAAGCCUUACAAUUAUAAGUCUGAUGUUUGGGCUUUGGGUUGCUGUGUCUACGAAAUGGCGACAUUAAAGCAUGCUUUCAAUGCUAAAGACAUGAAUUCCUUAGUUUAUCGAAUUAUUGAAGGAAAGCUGCCACCAAUGCCAAAAGAUUACAGUACUCAGCUGAAAGAACUAAUAAGAACUAUGCUUAGUAAAAAGCCAGAAGAAAGACCCAGUGUGAGAAGCAUACUGAGGACACCAUAUAUCAAGUACCAGAUCUCUCUGUUUUUGGAGGCCACAAAAGCAAAAACUUCAAAAAAUCAUAAGAAAAUUUCUGAUGCCAAACCCCAAAGUUCCUCAGUAGCCUCAGGGAAUAACGCUGAACCUGAAAAAAGUAUAAACAAGAAUGGUUUGAACAGCACAGAUGUAUCUAUAGCUACGAUGAGCAAAGUGGACAUAGUUAUUGUUCCCCUGGAAAAGAGGAACUCAAAAAAUGAAUAUUCAGUAGAGGAUAACAAAAAGAGGUGUUCAUGUCUUCCCAGUGAAUCAGACUUGGAUACAGCAUUAAAUGGCCCAGUGUUUAAAGAAGACAAGUUACAGAAAAUCACGAAGCUGUAUUCCAAGACAGAAAAUGUAGAUUUUAAGAAGACCGUUGUUGGUGAAAUGGAUGGUAGCAAUGACACCAUGAAACUUCUUCAGCCUAUUUCAGAGGCCCCAAACACAAGUGAUCAAAAUCUGGAUUCUACUGAGAAACUGCUGGCACCGUGUACUCCUGUAGUAAUUCUUGAUGAAGCCAUCUGUGGAAACCCAGCAGAAAAUAAAGGUAAAAUUCAGAAUGAAAGCACCUAUUGUUUUCAGCCCCAAGGAUCUGAUUAUGAGCCUUCCCUGUCACGACAGCGACGACAUAAGAAAAAAGAACAAUUAGAGGCCUUUUCAGAAAAGGCUACAGCACAUGUUCCUCAGCCACUGCCUUCUCUUCCUGAUGUGAAUACAAAGACAAGAGAAGAUUGCACAGGCAAGCAGAGUGCUGCAAUUACAAAGUCUUUAAGCAGAUCAAGCAGCACUGAGGUAGCAUCUUCUAAGGAUCGGCCACUGUCAGCACGGGAGAGGAGGAGGCUAAAGCAGUCUCAAGAAGACAUGGUUCCUUCAGGGCCUGCUGCAAGACGAGCGUCUCAUAGUGAAGUAACAGAAAUGAAAUCACUAGAGGAAGAGAGUGUUCAUCAAAUUGCUCAGUCGUCUUCAGAGCCUAGCAUUUGCAAGAAGAAGAGCUUAAGUGGUUGCUUUUGCGAGGAUGAGCUGAGCACUUCUUCCAGUUCCACUGAAAAAUCAGAUGGAGACUGCAAAGAAGGAAAAACAAACGAGAUGAAUGAUUUGGUACAGUUGAUGACUCGAACACUGAAUAUGGAUAAUAAAGAAAAUCGUGAACAGUCUGCAGUACCAGCUCCCGAAUCACAGUUCAGGCUUAAUAGAAAAUACAGAGACACCCUUCUCUUACAUGGGAAAGUAUCAGAAGAACCAGAUGAAUUCCAGUUUCAGGAGGUUUCUUCAGAUAUUCUGUCUGGGCCUGAGAAGAUCAGGAGACUAGUUGAAAUCUUAAGGGCAGACGUAGUGCAAGGACUUGGAAUGAAACUUCUGGAAAAGGUGUAUGAUGUUAUGGAGGAGGAGGAGGAACAGAAGAGAGAGUUGUAUUUGCGGGAGCUGAUGGGAGAAAAGUACACCUCUUACAGCAUGAAGGCUCGUCACUUAAAGUUCUUAGAAGACAACGUAAAACUCUGACAGAUACCACCAUUGAACCACUUCUGCUUGAAGGAAACAACAAAACUCUAGUCAACAAUUCUUUGAGGUUCAGAUUUUUAUUUUUCUAUAUAGACUAAGUUGUCUGAUUUUCUUUAUCAGUUGUCGAACUAAGUUCUGACCAAAUUAGCUUAUUAUAAAUAACAAUGUAUGUUUAAAACCUAGUGCAAGAAAUGUUUGGCACGCUUAAAAGCUCAGUUUUCUGUCACUGCACAUGGCAGUUGCAUGUAAGAGUACAGGAUUGUAACCAGAGCACAAGGUUGCCUCAGAAUACUCCAUUUUUCGUAUAAAAGUUAUGAUGAGGGAAAUGAGGGAUGAGUGAGAAAUAACUCAGCAUUUAAAUCCUGUUCUGUUGCAUUCUAGAUUACAAAUGAGCAAUCUGUAGGUAGGGAAAAGCUAGUUUUUAUAGUUGACCAUUUUAAAACUCAUUUUGUAACAACUACAUAAACUUUUGUAUUUGCAAGACUUUUUGUGCAAUCAAAAGUAUACCAACUAUAAUGAAUGCCUUUUCCCAAGAUACCUGACAGUUCUAGUGCUGUUACCAUGAAUUAGAAUUUGUUUCUUUGGGCCAAAAACUUGACUACAAAAGAGUAUAAAACACUCUAAUGUAUGUACAUUGUUUGCUACUUCAUCUCUGGUUUUAUAGUUUAUUAUACCAAGUUUGGAUGAUGUAGAAAUAUACAAGGUCUUUAGAUUUUAUAAAACGUAAAGACUAAACCAUUAUAGUGUAAAGCUGAUGGAAUGAUUUCUCAAAAUGUGCUGUCUGAUUCAGGGUCUUGUCAGCCAGAAAUUUGCAUAUUUGAAAUAAAUUGGUUUUAAAUAAUAUAAAUUAUAUCACCUAAUCUGUGGGACCAUGUCCCCUAGCCUGGAAUGUAUUAUCUUUUGUCUGAAUGUUUUUUGAAGUAAUAAAGUAACUUUUUGUAAAUAAAAAACAUUGAGUCUUCACAUUUUUUAGGCAUAAAGUCCAACACCAAUUACUUGAUAUAUUUUUCAUCCACUCUAGUCAUUGUUAUAAAAGCUAACUUGCAUUUGUUGAUAAAG